GAGGGCUCCGAGGGGAGGCCGGGGAACCACAAACAGCAGGCCGGAAGAGAGCCUGCCUCUGCCCUCCCUUUGCAACAGCUCGGCGCUUCAGAGCCCAGUGCAAGUGGGGGCAGGGGGCUGGUUAGUUAGCUGCUUAGUUCAAGCUUCUUGCUCCUGGACUCGGAUUUCUGCUGACAGCCCCAAUCCAGCUGGCGGGACUGGAUCUGGGGUGUGCACCAGGGGUGGACCACUGCCCAGUGCUGCCCUCUCAGGCCUGCUGCAAGGGGCACCGGGACCCUGCUGGACCCAGGCUAACGGCCUGGGUUAACCGCUGAGGCUAACCGCUAAGGGAGUUGCCCUGGCACCUCAGAUCCUGGCUGGGAAAGGCAAGUCCGGCCAGUGGGGGCAGGGCCAGGGCUCCUGGAAUCUGGAUCUGCAGGCCGAGUUGGACGUGCUCCAUGCCCAUGUCACCUGGAGAAAAACUGGACCCACUUCCUGACCCUUUCAUCCUGCAGCCGCCCAUCUUCCACCCGGUGGUUCCUUAUGUGGUGACAAUUUUCGGUGGCCUGCGUGCGGGCAAGAUGGUCAUGCUACAGGGAGUGGUCCCUCUAGAGGCACGCAGGUUCCAGGUAGACUUCCAGUGCGGCUGCAGCGUGCACCCCCGGCCGGAUAUCGCCAUCCACUUCAACCCUCGCUUCCACACCACCAAGCCCCACGUCAUCUGCAACACCUUGCACUCGGGGUGCUGGGAGGCCGAGGCCCGGUGGCCCCGCGUGCCCCUGCAGAGAGGAGCCCCUUUCCGCCUCCUCUUUCUCUUUGGAAACGAGGAAAUGAAGGUGAGUGUGAAUGGACAACACUUUCUCCACUACCGCUACCGGCUCCCGCUGUCCCGUGUAGACACCCUGGGCAUAUUUGGUGACAUCCUGGUGGAGGCUAUUGGAUUCCUGAACAUCAGCCCAUUUGCGGAGGGCGGCAGCGAGUACCCAGUUGGAUACCCUUUCCUGCUGAAGAGCCGUAGCCUGGAGGUGCCCUGCUCGCGUGCCCUUCCCCGGGGUCUCUGGCCCGGACAGGUCAUCAUGCUGCGGGGGCUGGUCUUGCCGGAGCCCAAGGACUUCACACUGAGCCUGCGGGAUGAGGCCGCUCAUGUGCCCGUGAUGCUCCGGGCUUCCUUCGCAGACAGAACUCUGGCCUGGAUCUCGCGCUGGGGGUGCAAGAAGCUGAUCUCAGCCCCCUUCCUCUUCUAUCCACAGCGAUUCUUCGAGGUGCUGCUCCUAUGCCAGGAGGGAGGGCUGAAGCUGGCGCUCAACGGGCAGGGCCUGGGCGCCACCAGCCUCCAGCGGCAGACCCUGGAGCGACUGCGGGAGCUCCGGGUCAGUGGUAGUGUCCAGCUCUACUGCGUCCACUGCUGAGGAGUGAGCCAGGGACCCCACCAGGGAAGGGGAGGGCCAGGCCCAGCACCCCUUGGUGUAGCUCCACUCUCUACCCUUCCUUGAACCGUGUACCUGUCACCACCACCAGAGUCUGCAGGGGCUUUGGGUCCCACAGCAGAGGGAAGGCUCCUCCAACUCGGGGCCCCCUCCACCAGGAGCCUGGGACUUGGCUCUCUCCUCCUGCAGGCUCUAGACAGGGGGCAGGGGGAGCAGCCUAACAAGGACACUCAAAGGUACAGCGGCUAAGGGGCACCCGGGUGGCUCGGUCAGUUAAGCAUCCAACUCUUGGUUUCAGUUCAGGUCAGGAUCUCAAGGU
Lontra canadensis (Northern American river otter) is the source of this 1725-nucleotide messenger RNA. RefSeq names its product galectin 12 (gene LGALS12). The coding region runs from base 438 to 1388 and encodes 316 amino acids. The transcript is spliced from 9 exons. Gene Ontology annotation, biological process: lymphatic endothelial cell migration; intrinsic apoptotic signaling pathway. Gene Ontology annotation, molecular function: integrin binding; lactose binding. Lineage: Eukaryota; Metazoa; Chordata; Mammalia; Carnivora; Mustelidae. The record is from RefSeq and is a predicted model, not a curated record.